Molecule: messenger RNA, 2330 nt
Organism: Macaca mulatta (Rhesus monkey)
Lineage: Eukaryota; Metazoa; Chordata; Mammalia; Primates; Cercopithecidae
Gene: FBXL14
Product: F-box and leucine rich repeat protein 14
Biological process (GO): SCF-dependent proteasomal ubiquitin-dependent protein catabolic process
Cellular component (GO): SCF ubiquitin ligase complex
Molecular function (GO): protein binding
Source: RefSeq, a predicted model, not a curated record
CGGGCGCGGCGUGGGUAGAGCCGAGGCGGCGGCGGCCGGCCUCCGGGAGCGAGAGCGAGGCGCCUUCCCCGCCCGGGAUGUGAGCGCCGCGCGGAGCCCGGGGCGGGGGAGGGCCGGGCCGGAGGCGCAGCCGGCAGGAAGGAAGGACGGACGGACCAGGAGGAGGAGCGGCGGCGGCGGCCGGAGCCGGAAGGCGGGGAGGGGCCGGCCGUUGGGCCGGAGGCGGCGGCAGUAGCCGCGGCGGCUGGGGAGAAGCGCUCUCGUCGCCUGCCCGAGUCCGGAGCGGCGGGGCCCGCGCCUCCUCCCCCCAGCGCCGCGGAGGGGGGAGGAGGAAGAUGGAGACCCACAUCUCAUGCCUGUUCCCGGAGCUGCUGGCCAUGAUCUUCGGCUACCUGGACGUCCGGGACAAGGGGCGCGCGGCGCAGGUGUGCACGGCCUGGCGGGACGCCGCCUACCACAAGUCGGUGUGGCGGGGGGUGGAGGCCAAGCUGCACCUGCGCCGGGCCAACCCGUCGCUGUUCCCCAGCCUGCAGGCCCGGGGCAUCCGCCGCGUGCAGAUCCUGAGCCUCCGCCGCAGCCUCAGCUACGUGAUCCAGGGCAUGGCCAACAUCGAGAGCCUCAACCUCAGCGGCUGCUACAACCUCACCGACAACGGGCUGGGCCACGCGUUUGUGCAGGAGAUCGGCUCCCUGCGCGCUCUCAACCUGAGCCUCUGCAAGCAGAUCACUGACAGCAGCCUGGGCCGCAUAGCCCAGUAUCUGAAGGGCCUGGAGGUGCUGGAGCUGGGGGGUUGCAGCAACAUCACCAACACUGGCCUUUUGCUCAUCGCCUGGGGUCUGCAGCGCCUCAAGAGCCUUAACCUCCGCAGCUGCCGCCACCUCUCGGAUGUUGGCAUCGGGCACCUGGCCGGCAUGACGCGCAGCGCUGCGGAGGGCUGCCUGGGCCUGGAGCAGCUCACGCUACAGGACUGCCAGAAGCUCACAGAUCUUUCUCUAAAGCACAUCUCCCGAGGGCUGACGGGCCUGAGGCUCCUCAACCUCAGCUUCUGUGGGGGCAUCUCGGACGCUGGCCUCCUGCACCUGUCGCACAUGGGCAGCCUGCGCAGCCUCAACCUGCGCUCCUGUGACAACAUCAGUGACACGGGCAUCAUGCAUCUGGCCAUGGGCAGCCUGCGCCUCUCGGGGCUGGAUGUGUCGUUCUGUGACAAGGUGGGAGACCAGAGUCUGGCUUACAUAGCCCAAGGGCUGGAUGGCCUCAAGUCUCUCUCUCUCUGCUCCUGCCACAUCAGUGAUGAUGGCAUCAACCGCAUGGUGCGGCAGAUGCACGGGCUGCGCACGCUCAACAUUGGACAGUGUGUGCGCAUCACGGACAAGGGCCUGGAGCUGAUCGCUGAGCACCUGAGCCAGCUCACCGGCAUAGACCUGUACGGCUGCACCCGAAUCACCAAGCGCGGCCUGGAGCGCAUCACGCAGCUGCCCUGCCUCAAGGUACUCAACCUGGGACUCUGGCAGAUGACGGACAGUGAGAAGGUCAGGAGGCACGAGGGGAUUUUUCUCCAUUAUUCACUGUGAGAACUCGGGGAAGCUCCAGAAGGUGAGGGAGAGGGGACAACGACGUGGUUCCUGUGGAUCUUUAACUUGCCCGCUCUGAGCCUCCGGCACUUUGGCGAUGACAGCUCAGGUUUCCCCGCCUCGGCACUGCUCCUGCAGAGGCUGCUGCCCAGGGCUUCCACUCCGGUACCUUGCGAAGCUGCAUUCUCCUGCCGGUUUCUCCAGUUUUGGGGACUGUGGUUUACUCUGAGACCUUAUGGAUCCAAGGAGACUUGCUUUUUCAGUUUGUUCAGCUUUUUACUUGUUAGGAUGGAAUAGCAAUUUGCAAGCUUCUUCGACAGGAAACUAGAAGUUCCACACUUAAAUUUUAUACAUACAAAUAUAUACAUGUGUACAUAUAUAUAUGUGUAGGGGUAUUGUAUAUAUACACACAAAAUGAUGACAUGUAUAAUGAUGAUAUGUAUUACUGAGAACGUAAAAUAUAAUUACAUAGUGAUAGCUGGACACACAAGGAAUUCACAACUCCCCAAAGAAAAUACAUCUGGAUGACCUGGCUAGCAAUUUCCCUGUGAGAUAGACGAAUGUCUCCGUAUUUCAUUCCCUGUUCCUGCCCUGAAACAAUUUCAAUCACUUGACAAAUCAUUAUCAUUCAUUAAUAAUGUUUACUGAGUGCCCAUAUGUGAAAGAAAUCCACUAUACAUUCCACAGAUGCAUUUCUUCUCCCCAUGGGGUUUCCAUUUUAAUGGGAACAAUGUAGAAUAUAUCUGUCUUCCCUUUAUA